CCUGCGGAACAAAGCACUUGUUUCAGAAGCUGUGUGACUGUGAAGGAAACCGUUGUCUGUCUCCGCCUGGGACAGCAGCUUCAAGCGGAGUGGCGACUUUUACAUUUAGUCUCAGAAUAAGAAGUUUACUUCAAUAUUAAUGUAAACAUUCGGUUGAUUUUUUGACGGACAUAUUUUUCUCUCGACUGUUCCAAACUUUGAGAGCAAGGAGAGUUUUGACAGGAAACAGACUCCUCCAGCGAUCCUCAGUUCGGGACAUCUUUGAGCGAUGUUUGACAAGCAGCACUACGAGAGUCCACCUGUCUACAGUCCUCCCUUCAGCUCGCCAUCCAACAAUGGCUUUGGCCCUCCAGGCAGCUUCAAUGCCCCUCAGAGCGAUUACAAUGCAUACCCACCUCCCCCGGGAUCGUACUACAUUGAGGACAAACCGCAGCACUUCUACAAAUGGCUGUCACCUCCGGGGAUCAUCAAGGCCAUGAUGGCUACGGUGAUCGUGUUGUGUGUGGCGAUAUUUGCCUGCGUGGCAUCCACUCUCAUGUGGGACAUGCAGUAUGGAAUGGGCAUGGGAAUGGGCUAUGGCGGUGGCGGUGGAUACGGUGGCGGCAGCUACGGCUCAGGAUACGGUGGUUAUGGAGGAGGCUACGGAGGAGGAGGCUAUGGAGGAGGAGGCUAUGGAGGAGGAGGCUACGGCAACAGCUAUGGCUCCUACGUCUCACCGUACUCAGCCAAAUCCGCCAUGAUUGCCAUGGCAGCCAUCAACUUCAUAGGGGCACUGGCCUUCUUCAUUACCAGCUUCUCUAAAUCCAACAUGGUCCGCUGUAGGAAGUUCUUUCUGGCCCUCAUGAUAGCCAGCAUCAUUAUGGCUAUCUUGCAGGGCAUCAUCAGCAUCGUCUACAUCGUUGGGGUGAACCCCAUGGCCCAGGGCUCCUCCAGUAUGAGCUACAAUCCCAUGUUAAUAAUGUGCCAGAACCUCUACCAGACCAGCUACUCACAGAUGGGAGGAGUGGGAGGCUUCCCCAUUUACAACCAGUACCUCUACCAUUACUGCUUUGUUGACCCACAGGAGGGAGUUGCCAUGGUGUGUGGAUUCCUGGUUGUCUUUGCCUUCGGUGUUGCGGCUUUCUUUGCUCACAGAACAAGAGGGAAGAUCUGGCGCUACGGGAAACCAAAUAUCUACUGGGAAGAGCCUCUUGUUGGCGGGAAGGCCUCAGAGGGCAGAGACGUAGAGGAAUGGGUGAACAAUGUGGAGGAAAGCCGCAGUGUUCAAGACGCCCCCACCCUGCUGGUGUCCGAGAAGGGAGCCGGGCUGCUCAACGCCUCAGUGAACAGUGUCAUCUCCUACCCCCCACCCAAGGUGGACAGCAGCUCCUACAAUGAGGACACCAACGACAACAAAGAGUACUCGGAGAGGACCACCAGCAGACCAUCAGAAGCCUUCUCCCAUGGCGGAAGAACCAGCUCCAGCCCGUCAGAGGAGACUGGCGGCGGUCGCAAACCCUCUGCCAACAGGGGCAAGAGACGCAGACGUAACCCUGAACUGGACGAGUCUCAGUAUGAGACGGAGUACACCACAGGAGGAGAAACGGGCAAUGAACUUGACGAAGAAGAGUGGGAGAAUACGUACCCAGAUAUAACAUCUGAUGCUCAGCGUCAAGACUAUAAGAGAGAGUUUGAUGUCGACCUUAGGGAAUACAAGCGCCUGUGUACUGAGAUGGACGACAUUAAUGACCAGUUGAACAAACUCAGUCGGCAGCUGGACAUCCUGGAUGACACCACUGCCAAAUACCAGGCUGUAGCAGAGGAAUAUAAUCAGCUGAAGGAUCUGAAGCAGACAUCCGACUACAGGUCUAAGAAGAAAGAGUGUCGCAUGCUGAGACACAAGCUGUUCCACCUCAAACGCAUAGUGAAGGACUACGACAAGAACCACUGAUGAACCCACUGAGUCCUGACACUCAGCUCUGUGGUCCUCACAGCAAACAGUCACAGACACACAGGCCAAGAUACACUCCAAAAUACUACAAAGACUGUGACAUGCCAAGACCAAAGUUACCUGUACAGGGUCAACACACUCUGGAUAACACCCCACAAACACACACACACACACACACACACACACACACACACACACACACGCACACGCAUAGGGAACAUCAGUUAUGAAUAAAUAACUACUUUUUUUUAGAAGAAAAUGGAAGCAGGGCACUCGGCUGUAGCCACUUCCACAGCAAACACUGCCUUUUCAGCAUCAUUGUUCACAGUGUUCAGUCACUUGUGCGGAUCAGAGGGUGUGGUUUUGAGAAAUGUCAUUAAAAAUGUACCUGACCUGCAGUCACCUGUGAUAAGACUGUGCUAAGUUUCUGUGGCUCUGUUUGCUCUCCAACUUGUCUUUGUUUUAUCUCCACAGAUAAGAGGUGGAGCAGUAUUGUAGAGAACGUAGUAAUGGGUGAGACGGGUUGCUAGGAUUGUUUUGCGAGCAAAUCUUUGUCACAUAUGAACUUUAGUUGUGCUUUUUCUCAUCUUCUGCGUUAGUGUUCGUAACUAAUUUUAACGUCAGUGAAGUUGAAACUGCUCUCUGCCGGGACCACGUGUUUUUACUGGCUUUUUUUUAAACCAAUAUUUUUACAUUGAUUGUCAUUGAUGCAGUGAGACCAAAAAGGGGACAGAGUCGCCAUUGAGAUAUGCGAGACAUCGUUGUUUUAUGUAUGCUUUUAAUGAAUAUUGUUCAUACUACCUACCAAGAAGAAAUUUACAGUAUAUGUUUGUUAGAUUCAGCAGAUAUCUUAGUUCUGUCUUUUGAACCUACUAAAGACUCAAUGUGGUUGAUUUUUGAUCAUUCAAAAUGUGCUUAAGCUAUGCAAAUGAUUAAAACUAAAUCCUGACUACUUUAUCUUAUAUUUUUUAUUAUGCAAGCUCCUCAACACACUGGAAAACACUGUUUCUUUCACUGUCUAUAAGCUACGCUCAUCUUUUCAUUUGAUUCUUUGCCAAUGAAAAACGAUCAUCUGCUAAUUCCAUGUGUGGUCAUUUUUGUAUUAAUCCCUUUCUUGUGCAAAGUGUUAGGAUCUAGUGGAUGUUAUAAUGUGUUAAUUAUUCAGACACACUUUUGAUUUCUCGUGCAUUUGUAUUUUUACAAAGAACAAUGUUGUCAUUUUACAAACCAUUUGCGAGCCAUUUAUUUUUGUACGAAUUUAUUUCCUUAGAUGCUAUUAUAAGACCAUUUUUUGUAACUGUAUACUUCCAGAAGGUAUGAUAUCUAAAAAGUACUGAGUUCAAUAAUAAUAAAACAUUCUAAUUCUCUUAUAAUUA
This is a messenger RNA of Anarrhichthys ocellatus (wolf-eel), 3306 nucleotides long. RefSeq names its product occludin. Gene Ontology annotation, molecular function: cis-regulatory region sequence-specific DNA binding. Gene Ontology annotation, biological process: positive regulation of transcription elongation by RNA polymerase II; bicellular tight junction assembly; snRNA transcription by RNA polymerase II. The transcript is spliced from 9 exons. Bases 269 to 1930 code for a protein of 553 amino acids. NCBI's taxonomy places the organism in Eukaryota, Metazoa, Chordata, Actinopteri, Perciformes, Anarhichadidae. The record is from RefSeq and is a predicted model, not a curated record. Gene Ontology annotation, cellular component: transcription elongation factor complex; bicellular tight junction; membrane.